Molecule: messenger RNA, 1253 nt
Organism: Pungitius pungitius (ninespine stickleback)
Lineage: Eukaryota; Metazoa; Chordata; Actinopteri; Perciformes; Gasterosteidae
Gene: nxnl2
Product: nucleoredoxin like 2
Exons: 2
Coding region: 162-743 (193 amino acids)
Biological process (GO): photoreceptor cell maintenance; sensory perception of smell; visual perception
Source: RefSeq, a predicted model, not a curated record
GGCUGUGAGGUGUCGUGCUGCAGCUGAACUGUAAAUUAUUACAGUAAAGAAACCCACGUGGCUAAUGAACUACAACACGGCCCUCGACUCCUCAUUGGUCCGCAGGGGAUGUAGCAACCGGAUUGGCUGUAAGUAGCUUCGUGCCUGACGCCAAACGUCACAUGACCGCACGUCCACUCCAAAAAAAACACACCAACGGUCGAGAUAUCGAAAACGAGGCGACAGAAAAUGAGCUAAAAGCGACACCGGAGAGCCGUGAGAUCGCAGCCGACAUGGUGGAGGUGUUCACCGGGCGGACCCUCGUGAACAAAGACGGCGAUCUGGUCGAUCCCGACGAGGCGCUGAGGAACAAAGUGGUGGGGAUCUACUUCUCCGCCGGAUGGUGCCCGCCGUGUCGGGACUUCACCCCCGUCCUGUGCGACUUCUACACGGAGCUGGUGGAGGAGGGCGAGCCGCCGGCGCAGCUGGAGAUCGUCUUCGUCUCCUCCGACAAGUCGACCGACGACAUGGUGGAGUAUUACCACGACGCGCACGGCGACUGGCUGGCUCUGCCCUGGACGGACGAGUACAAGCAUGAGCUGAAGAAGCGCUACAAGAUCACGGCGGUGCCCAAGCUGGUGAUCGUGAAGCAGAGCGGCGACGUCAUCACGGACAAAGGCCGCAAACAGAUCCGAGACCGAGGCCUGGCGUGCUUCAGGUCCUGGCUGGAGGCCGCCGAGAUCUUCCAGAACUUUAAGGGCUAGGGAACGAAGACGAGGGCUGCCGUGGCAGAGAAUCUAAGGAAACCAACAAAAAAAAAAAACCCAAAAAAACGUUUUAACACGGUUCUUUUUGCUUCUUUUCUUUCACUCAUCAGGGACAUAAUGUAAUUAACUUAUUGAGCACUCUAAAAUCCUUGAAAUGAAACGAUGUAAGUCAUUAACGAGGGUUUGUUUUAAGGGUUCACAAGCCACAAAGGUUCUGAAAAGGCUUCUUUAAACAUCCUAUGCAUCAAAGACCAACCUCAGGCACAUCCUCUAUGGUUCGUAUGUGAAAAAUAAUUUGCUUUAAGGAAAGUAUGCAUUUAGUUUGAAUACUACAAGCCAGCUACAGUAGUUUAUUUUGAAUUACAGACAACAGCCAAACCGUCUCUAAUAGGCUUUUGUAUAUUUAAGGUUGACUUGUAGUUCCUCUUUGAGCUGCCAGUGUAUUUUUGUAUUUUUGAGCUUAUAUAAUUUAUUUAAAAUGGAUAUUAUUAAACAUAUAUAUAUAUA